AUAGGAGGUCCUCUCUUUGUACUUGUCAAAAAGAGGGAAAUAAACAAAUAUAUUAACCAAAAUUGCCUUCGUCGCCCUUCUUUGACGGCGAAGCUCCGCUCUCGCCUAUCGCCUUCGAUCUUCGAAUCAGGGAGAACUUGGUUUGCACAUUUGAUGGAUGAUGACUGUUCCCAUGGAUAGUUCUCGUAGCUCAUCCUGGGAACUUGCACAGAGACUUUAUGACAAGAAUGUUGAAUUGGAGAAUGGACUACGCCAAUCCACAAAGUCUAAAGUUCCUUCAGAUCCAAAUGCAUGGCUUCAAAUGCGAGAAAACUAUGAGGCCAUAGUUCUUGAAGAUCGGGAUUUUUCCGAGGAGAAAGAUAUAGAGUUUGUCCUAUGGCAACUACAUUACAGAAGAAUAGAGGAGUUUAGACAGCAUAUUCAUUCCGCAGUCUCAACCGGUACAGGAUCAAAUCCAUCAGCUGGUGGGAAGGUUCUAGUUCGCCCUGAUAAAAUUAAGAAAAUCCAUUAUGUUUUCAGAAGCUUCCUAACAGAAGCUACUGGGUUUUACCAUGAUCUCAUAUUGAAGAUAAGAGCAAAGUAUGGCUUACCAUUGAGCUACUUUAAUGAGGGAAUUGAGAAUGAAAUUGUUUCGACAAAAGAUGGAAAAAAAAAUUCUGAUAUGCAAAAAGGUCUUGUGUCUUGUCAUCGGUGUUUGAUAUAUUUAGGUGAUCUUGCGCGUUAUAAAGGACUAUAUGGAGAAGGAGACUCUGUUAACCGUGAUUUUGCUGCUUCUUCAAGUUACUAUUUGCAGGCGGCUUCACUCUGUCCUUCAAAUGGCAAUCCACAUCAUCAGCUGGCAAUACUUGCUUCCUAUUCAGCUGAUGAGUUGCUUGCAGUAUUCCGGUACUUCAGAAGUUUGGCAAUUGAAAUUCCCUUUUCAACUGCAAGAGAGAAUUUGAUAAUCACUUUUGAGAAGAAUCGGCAAAGUUUCUCUCAGCUGGCCAGCAAUACAAAGGUUGCUAGAGGCCAAAAAAUGCAUAUGCGCUCAACUGGGAGAGGAAGAGGAAGAGGGGAUUUAAAUCUCAUGCAAAAAGAUACUAGAAUUGAAACUUCUCCCAUCAAAGAUCAAGAACUCACGAAGUCUGAAAUAUUUAAACCCUUCUCAAUUCGUUUUGUUCGUCUUCAUGGAAUCCUUUUUACAAGGACAAGCUUGGAGACUUUUGGUGAAGUAUUUGGCUCUGUAAUUAAUGAUCUGAUUGUGCUCCUUUCCUCUGGUCCCCAGGAGGAACUUAAUUUUGGUUCAACUGCUGCUGAAAAUUCAUCAAACAUACUGAGGCUUAUUGCCAUUUUAAUAUUCACUGUUCACAAUGUGAAAAGGGAGUCAGAGAACCACUCAUAUGCUGAGAUCCUUCAACGCAGAGUGUUACUGCAGAAUGCCUUUACAUCGGCCUUUGAAUUUGUUGGGUAUAUUCUAAAGAGAUGCGUCGAGCUACAAGAUUCCACAUCAAGUUAUCUUUUGCCUGGUAUUCUGCUUUUCAUUGAAUGGCUGGCAUGUCAUCAAGACAUUGCGGUCAGUUCUGAUAUGGAGGAAAAAGAAGAGGGUGCAAGACUGUUCUUUUGGAAACACUGCAUUCCUUUCAUGAAUAAACUUAUUGAUACAGGACUUGCAUCUAUUGAUGGUGAUGAUGAUGAAGCUUGCUUUUUUAACAUGAGUAGGUAUGAUGGAGAAGAAACUGGGAAUAGACUUGCACUUUGGGAGGAUUUUGAGUUAAGAGGAUUCUUACCCUUGGUACCAGCACAACUCAUUUUAGAUUUUUCGAGGAAGCUUACACACAUGAAUGAUGGAGACAUGAAAUACAAGACAUCUCGUGUUCAGAGGAUUCUGGCAGCUGGACGAGCUCUUACAAAUAUUGUUUAUGUUGAACAGAAAACAUUGUAUAUUGAUCCAAGCCUGAAAAAAUUUGUUAUGAGUACUGAGCCUCCAGUGUUGGAAGGUAAUAUGGAUCCCACCUUUUCAGUUCCGUUGGAUUCAGGUUUUAAAAAGCCAGGAAGUGAAAUAGAAAGUAUGGCUAAUCUUGGGGUAACAGAAAGUGUAGGAGUGGCAGAAAUCAAGGACCACAUCUAUAUGGGAGGAGAAGAUGAAGAAGAAGAAAUUGUGUUCAAGCCUACUACCUCUGACAAGUAUCCAGUUGCUAAGGUAAGUGCUUUUAACUUGAUCAACCCUGUGCCAGAAUCUUUGCUUUCUGAUCAGGCAACACAAGGUCAUCAUCUUUCUUCAAAUGUUGGUCGUGUUCAGAUGUCAGCUCUACCAAAUGACAAAUGGUUCUCGAGGCAGGAAGCAUUCUUAUCAAAUGAUCUUAUAAAUAUGAAUAUAGUGGAAAAUGGGCAUUUGAAUAAGCAGGUCUUGCAAGAAAACUCAAGUAUCUUGCAGGCUCAACCAUUCUCACCUGUAUUGUCAAGUUCUGUUAGUCUGGAUGCCAAUAAUGCAUUCUCCAAUCAGAUUAAAGCUGCAGAUGUGAUGUUGCCAUCUGCACUGGAUACUAUAUUACCACCAGGAGUCAUUUCUAAUGGUGUGCCUAUGAAUCUCUCAGCCUUUCCAUUGAAGAAAAAUCCUGUAAGCCGUCCAGUUAGGCACAAUGGGCCACCUCCUGGAUUUAGCUAUAUUGGUUCUAGACAACCGAAAGGAGGCAUUCCAAAUUCUUUUACUAAGGAACAGCUGUAUGAGAUUGAUGAUUAUAGUUGGUUAGAUGAUAGUAGAUCAUUUACCAAGGGCACGAGUGUAGUGAAUUCUUUCGAUCAGAUAACACACAAGGUUCCAUGCGUUGACAUGAACAAUACUACACCCUUUACAACUGUUUCCACUUUCCCAUUCCCUGGAAAGCAAGUUUCUAAUAUGCAGUCUGAAACUGUCAAUGGACGAAGAUGGCAUGAUUUCCAGCUUUUCGAACAACUGAAAGCCUACAAUGGGCAACAAAGUCAGCACUUAAACCCACCGCAGACUCUACUUCCUGAACAACAUCAAUCUCAAUCACUUUGGUCUAGUCGGCACUUUGUGUGAUGCUAUAUUUGAAGAAGAUUUUCAUAGUGAGAAAAUGAGUGAUGGAUAAGUACCUUCCAUGGUGGGUGCUUGCAACUGGGUGCUUAUGGGAAUCAGUACCACAGAACUAAAUAUUGUCAAGUUUAUGGUCAAAUAUUGAUAGUCUUGGGAGUUCUGCUAGUGCUUGGACUUUUAUAUGGAUGCACCCAUUGCUAUCAGGCUGUGGGAACAAAGAAUUUGUUGUCUCUUUGAUCGAGAGGAAUAUAAGCAAGUCGUAUGCAUGGUUAUUUCAAACAUGAUAGUGAUCCUUUGGCUUUGCUUAAUGGUGGGAACUUUUCAGUCGAGCCAUAGUGUUUUGCGUUUCAACAUUAGCGCCAUGUGCAAAUCCGACAGCAUUCUCGGUGAGUCUGCUUUUAUCAUCUCUUAUCAAGAUGUCAACUUUACCAGCAGUAGGAAGAUAAAACGAUCGAGAAAGUGGCUUCAGAUUGGGAGGUUUGAUGCUGCAACUUGACGAAUAACCUACCUAUUAUUGUUCUCGUCGCCUCGAGGAAACUUUUGGCUCGAUAUAUUCAAAUAAUGGUAUGGUGUUUCCAUUGUGUGGUUUGUUUUGGUAUGUGUCGGAAGCUUGGAACUUCCAUCUGAAUUUCGUACCUUUUCUUCAUUCGAGUUGCUGUGGACCAACUUGUACGUUGCAUGGAUUAUGUGGUUUAAUUGCAAAAUUAGUUAA
Zingiber officinale is the source of this 3746-nucleotide messenger RNA. Its product is annotated as protein SMG7-like. Gene Ontology annotation, cellular component: telomerase holoenzyme complex. Gene Ontology annotation, molecular function: telomerase RNA binding; telomeric repeat DNA binding; protein binding. The coding region runs from base 158 to 3040 and encodes 960 amino acids. Gene Ontology annotation, biological process: nuclear-transcribed mRNA catabolic process, nonsense-mediated decay. The record is from RefSeq and is a predicted model, not a curated record. The transcript is spliced from 8 exons. NCBI's taxonomy places the organism in Eukaryota, Viridiplantae, Streptophyta, Magnoliopsida, Zingiberales, Zingiberaceae.